This is a messenger RNA of Mesorhabditis belari, 378 nucleotides long. The record is from the annotation of a GenBank genome assembly. Lineage: Eukaryota; Metazoa; Nematoda; Chromadorea; Rhabditida; Rhabditidae.
AUGUCGGCCCAUCCGAAUCUCAACAUGUUUGCUGCUGGACACGACAACGGGAAUUGUUGUUUUCAAGAUUCGAACGUGAAAGUGCCGCCUUAUUGUGUCUCCGACAAUCUGGUCUUCUGUACGCCUGGUGAUAAAACAAUACAUCGCCGAGAUAUGAAGGCCACCGGAAAAGAUCAAGCUUUUGGGAAACUUUCGUGGUGGGGCUGCUCAUGUAACUCCUACUAUGCGCUUCACUACAAUGCUGCGGGAAAGUUGCUUUACUUACGACACGCCUACACAAUCGGAACAAAAAUCUACGACGUAUACAAACUGGAACCGGAUUGUUGCUACUUGGAAAUGAUGAAGGGCUCCAUUUAUUUGAUGUGCAGCAAAAACGAG